Messenger RNA from Nematolebias whitei (Rio pearlfish), 588 nucleotides. RefSeq names its product peptidase M20 domain-containing protein 2-like. Lineage: Eukaryota; Metazoa; Chordata; Actinopteri; Cyprinodontiformes; Rivulidae. The transcript has 5 exons. Bases 1 to 588 code for a protein of 195 amino acids. Gene Ontology annotation, molecular function: dipeptidase activity. The record is from RefSeq and is a predicted model, not a curated record.
AUGACGGAGGAGUUUUUAUUCCAGAUUACUGUUCUGGGAACUCCUGCAGAGGAGGCUGCUGGAAGGAAUAUAAACCUGAUCCACGCAGGCGCCUUCACAGACAUGGAUCUCGUCUUCACGGCUCCUGCUGCUCAGCAGGACGCUUCGUUCCUCCUCGCUCUAACAAUCGCAGAAGUAACAGUGAAGGAUCAUGGGAAGGCGUCCCUCAGGGAGGUGGAGAUAAUCUACCCCACCCAGACCUACUUUAACAUCCUGCCUAAUGCAACGUUGGCCAGUAUGUUUGCAAGUAAUGAAGAAGCUCUAGGGAUUGAGUUUCCCAAGCCGCCUGGCAACUUUUCCAGCUCCACAGACUUUGGCAACGUAUCAUUCAUCGUGCCUGGUCUCCAUCCUUUCUUCUACAUUGGCACCGACGCGUUGAAUCACACAGAGGAAUACGCUGAUGCCGCAGGAGCUAAAAAGGCCCAGUUGCACACCCUGAGGACAGCCAAGGCUCUGGUGAUGACAGCUGUGGAUGCAGUGUGCUGCCCUGAUCUGCUGCAGCAAGAGAGAGAUGACUUCAGCCUGGCCAAACCCAAACAGGAGAAGUGA